UUCUGCAUCGAAUCAACUACAAAAAUGAGCUCAAGUCCUGACAGCUCAGACAUGUACCAUUGUGACACUUGCAGUGCCAGUUUUACAAGACGUGCCAAACUGCUAGCCCACCAAGUCAGGCACAGUGUUCAGGCCAAGCUGGAAUGCGAAAUUUGUUUGGAAUCUUUCACAUCCCAAGGCGAGCUUCAUGUACAUCAGAAACUUUGCGGAAGCCAUGAAUUUGAAGAGGAAUUAGAUGCUGAGGAUUUUGAUCCUGAGGACAUGAGUGAUGAAUCAGGAGAUGAAGAGAAUUAUUCAUUAAAAUCUAAGACUUCUUUAAAAACUCAUGGACAAAGAAAAGAAAAACUUUUCUAUGCUGAGAGUAAGGCCUGCUUCACACAGAAAAGCACUCUUAAACGUCAGCAAGCCGUUCACUCCCAUAACACAUCUCUUGUUUGUGACUUUUGUGAUGUUGGUUUCUCCACAAACUCUCAGCUGAAACUCCAUCAAAGAAAACACGCAAAUCAAAAAAAAGUGUACGCCUGCCCCAUCUGUGGAAAGACUUUACCUUCUUCACUUCACGUAUCACAACAUAUAGCAAAUCCUACAACCUGUGUUGAUGAGCUAUGUGGUAGUAAAGAAACAUUUCCCUGUGCUGAAUGUAACAAAUAUUUUAAACUUGAAAAGCAUCUUAAACGCCACCAAGUCAUCCACACCCGUAACACAUCUCUUGUUUGUGACCUCUGUGAAGUCUGUUUCUCCACAAAUUAUCAGUUGAAACUUCAUCAAAGAAAGCACGCAAAUCAAAGAAAAGUGUACACUUGCCUCAUAUGUGGAAAAAGCUUAUCUACUGGACGUCACUAUUUGGAACAUGUAGGGAGUCAUGACCGUGAUUGUAAGAUCUGCGGUUACCAUUUCUCUUCAACUUAUGCCCUAAAGAUGCAUCAAGCUGUGCACACGAAAACAAGAGACUACAUUUGUGAUGUAUGUGGUAAAGGUUAUGGAAACCAAAAACGGCUGCAGUCUCAUCGAAGUAUUCAUACCCGUACCCGUAGCAGUGAGAAAUCAUACCUAUGUGAAGUUUGUGGUAAAGGGUUUACCCAAAUAGCAAAUCUCUUGAAACACAGGUUUGUGCAUGGGAAAGAGAAACUGUGCUUGUGCACUACCUGCGGUAAGAAAUUCUUAACCAAAGAGGGUCUAAAACAACAUGAGAAAUCUCAUAUGAAAGAGAGGCCGCAUGUUUGCCACAUUUGUGGCGAUGCUUUCUUGCUGAAACAUCACCUGAAGAACCACUUAGGUUCACAUUCCAAUGAGAGGCCUUUUGUCUGUACAGUGUGUGAUAAAGCAUUCCUAUUGAAACAUCAGUUGCAAGCCCACCUGAAAACCCAUACAGUUGUUUCUUGUUAAAUACAAACACUGUUAACACUAAUUCUGUUUAUAGCCAACAUAAUUAAAAUACACAAUUUUGGUUGGGUCCUGCUGAUUUUGUAGAAUGCCAUGGUUCAGUGGAUACAGUGUUUGACUCGUGUAUGAUGAUGCAUGGUUUCAAACCCUAACAGGCAACAAAGUGUUUGCGCUCUUGGGCAAGACACUUAAAGGUACAUGUACAUUGUAGAGUGUAUCAGUUGUGCAUUUUUUUUUCAUUUGAAGCAACAAAAAUGCUAAAAAUGUAAAGACGGUUCAUAAGAUGGAAUUUUUUUGUGUCGGGAUGAUGUGAAUCAAUAUUAAUUUUAAGACAGGCAACAAUUACUGUAAUAUGAUGAAGUUUUAGCUCUGUGAAUGCUGUACAUUCUGAGAAAAAAAUUGGAUGCGAUCAAGCUAAAUGAGUUGUUGGUCGACCCUGGUCAUUUUUUUUUAUUACAGAUUUAAAAAGAGCAUAAUCAUAAUGUGAAGACAAAAAGUCGUUAUUGCACUGUUUUGUCAAUAGGUUUAAUAGGUUUAAUAGUUCGGAUCUGCUCAUGGAUUUCCAUUAUUUGGUCGUUGAAAAGUCACACCUUUUUGUGAAUGCGGGUUAAAUCACAAUGGAAAGAGUGCAUUAUAAAUGUAUAAAAUAAUUAUUAUUAGCAACGUAAUGUUGUGUUGUCAUGAUGAUGUCAUCAUAUAUGCAUUUUUCAAUUGAACACUGCACUGCUAAGGUCAUUUUGAAACCAAGACUAUCCAUAGAGUUGAAACUUUGUGUGUACACAGACGGAUGACUGAUCAAAAUGAAAACGUCUUUCAGAAUAAGGAACAGCAGCAAAGCAACAUCUUUGUGAUAUCCUUGACAAUAUCUCAAAUGUACAUUGUGUUAUGUGUCAUAGUACAUUUUCUUUAAAUUUGAGUUGUAGUUCAAUUGAUGAAGAUUUUCAAAUAAAAACCGAAACAAUGAUCACAAUUUUCUGGUGAGUUCUGAUGUUUUGAUGAUUCACCAAGUCUCACAAACACAACAUGCCAAAUGACGGUCACUCCACUGAAAGACUGUUUGUUUGUAGUGUCUGUGGGAAAAAGUUCAAGUGGUCUUUUCAUCUGAUGAAAAGUGCAUGGUACAAAAUGUGUCUGAUUGGAAGAAAACUGGACGAUAUGAGCAGGUGGUUUGCAGUGAAUGUUUUAUCAGAAUAAAUCCACAUAUUGAUUGAAUUUUCAGUGGAUUUCUGAGGGCACAGUUAUGUGCCCAGGUUUUGGUGGGGUUUUUUUUUGGGGGGGGGGGUGUUCCAGGGGCAUCAUGAGCAUUUGACUGAAGGUACGAAGGGCCGACGCAUAGAAAUUUCACCUCAGUGUUCAGUGUGCCAACUGGUCUGCCUUAUUAAUUAGUGCUGUAGAUUAGACCUUUUUUUGUCUUUAGAGGGUGCUCUUUUCAGUACAAAUUUCCCUUCAGAUUUCAUAAAUCCCCAGGGUUCUAGUUAAUACAAUCAAGUCAAAACAAAGAAAAAAGUCAUCUACAUUCCUUUCCUGCUGAAAUUACUGAACAAAACAAAAAACCUGGACGAUGGGCAUGUUUCGAUUUUUGGAUGGUUGCACCAGGUGGCGGUCACUGGGAAUUUGUUAGGGGUAUGUGCCCCCAGGCCUCCCCCCCCCCCCCCUUCAGCUACGCCACUGUUGGAACUUAUCAUCAGAAAUGAAUUUCAUCAUUCCAUUGUCAGCCUGUACUCGGCUUUAAUAUUUUCAUUAAUUAGCCUAACUGUCCACACACACAUGACAUUAUUAUUUGCAUCAUUCAGAAUGACUGGAACCAAUGGAAUGACGCAGUCAUGUGCCUCACUUUAGCCGUGCUUUAAGUUUCCCUUGAUUCAAUAUUGGCUUUUGCCCUUCACAACUUCUAUAAACACUGUAUACUCAGUGACUUGAUGAAGUGGAUACAACUUACAUUGUUUAAGUAUGGUAGAUUUUGGGAUGUGAGGUUGCUUUUAAUAAUGUGUUAAUUCUUAUGACGAUGGGAUCUGUUGAUAUUAACUCAUUGUUUGUACUAUUUUCACGAUGCAGAGCUUCGCCAAUCAAUCAUAUAUCCCAUGAAUUACUUGUUUUCUUCACCAUACAUGUACCGCUAAAUGAUGGAACUACAUGUACAAUGCAUCUAACCACAACUUUUUGAUGGACAGCCCUCACUUUGUUACCUGUUGGCUUUUACUUCAUCUGCCUGGCUUUCGUUCCACUUGACUAACUCACUGUAAUUGCAGGCAUCAUUCCAUGAAAAAGCUACUACAUUAUUAUUCAUCUGGUGAUUUGGACAUUAAAACGUACUUAGCUCGUGGGAGGCAUCAUUUUCAUCAUUUAAGCAACUGAAGGAGACUGGAGUGAGAGGAACUUAAUUGUCAAGAAGCUCCAUUGCAGCGGACUGACUCAUCUGCCAUAGUUGAAGUGGGACUCCCUCUCCUGUCCUUAGCUUCUGUGAUGGAAGACGGUGUGCAUUGGAGG
Patiria miniata (bat star) is the source of this 3870-nucleotide messenger RNA. Its product is annotated as zinc finger protein 227-like. The transcript has 3 exons. Lineage: Eukaryota; Metazoa; Echinodermata; Asteroidea; Valvatida; Asterinidae. The coding region runs from base 25 to 1386 and encodes 453 amino acids. The record is from RefSeq and is a predicted model, not a curated record.